UGUGCCUGGAAGAGGUCUGGAGCAAUGAGGAUGAAGAGGCCAACAAAUCGUUAGGUCUUGGUUCAUGACUGGCUGUGUGGACUGAUGGGGAAGCUGGAGGAAGUCCCCCUGGAGGUGCUAAGGCAAAGGGAGUCCAAGUGGCUGGACAUGCUCAACAACUGGGACAAAUGGAUGGCCAAGAAGCACAAAAAGAUCCGUCUGCGGUGCCAGAAAGGCAUCCCACCUUCUCUGCGGGGCCGUGCUUGGCAGUACCUAUCAGGAGGCAAGGUGAAACUGCAGCAGAACCCUGGAAAAUUUGACGAGUUGGACAUGUCCCCUGGAGACCCCAAGUGGCUGGAUGUGAUUGAGCGUGACCUGCACCGGCAAUUUCCUUUCCAUGAGAUGUUUGUGUCCCGGGGAGGCCACGGCCAGCAAGACCUGUUCCGUGUGCUGAAGGCCUAUACACUGUACCGACCUGAGGAGGGCUACUGCCAGGCCCAAGCACCCAUCGCCGCUGUCCUGCUCAUGCACAUGCCUGCUGAGCAAGCCUUCUGGUGCCUGGUACAGAUCUGUGAGAAGUACCUGCCUGGCUACUACAGUGAGAAACUGGAGGCGAUUCAGCUGGACGGGGAGAUCCUUUUCUCGCUGCUGCAGAAGGUGUCACCAGUGGCCCACAAGCACCUCAGCCGGCAGAAGAUUGACCCACUGCUCUACAUGACAGAGUGGUUCAUGUGCGCCUUCUCCCGCACCCUGCCCUGGAGCUCCGUGCUGCGCGUCUGGGACAUGUUCUUCUGUGAAGGAGUCAAGAUCAUCUUCCGGGUGGGGCUUGUGCUGCUGAAGCAUGCGCUGGGCUCCCCUGAGAAGGUCAAAGCCUGCCAGGGCCAGUACGAGACGAUUGAGCGACUGCGGAGCCUCAGCCCCAAGAUCAUGCAGGAGGCCUUCCUGGUCCAGGAGGUGGUAGAGUUGCCUGUGACAGAGCGCCAGAUUGAGCGUGAGCACCUCAUCCAGCUGCGGCGCUGGCAGGAGACGCGGGGUGAGCUGCAGUGCCGCUCCCCGCCCAGGCUGCACGGCGCCAAGGCCAUCCUAGAUGCAGAACCCGGCCCCCGGCCCACCCUGCAACCUUCACCGUCCAUCCGCCUACCCCCAGAUGCCCUGCUCCCUGGCUCCAGAGCCAAGCCCAGGCUUCCCAUGCAGGUUCAGAAGGAGCAGCGGAAGCAGACGAAGGCCAGUGGGCAGCAGGACAAGACUCUGGCCCCAAAUCAAGCCUUGAUGGUGGCCGCUGCAGGAGAUGCAUGUCCCCCACAGCACAUGCCUCCAAAGGACCCGGUCCCCCAGGACCCAGUCCCUCAGGACUUAGCUCCCCAGGACUCAGCUCACCACCACUCCCAGGAGAGCCUGACAUCCCAAGAGAGUGAGGAUACCUACUUGUAACCUCGGCAGCUCAGGCCCCCGGGGCGGGGUCUCCAUAUACCUACACGGUUCAUGGACUGACACUCCAGGGCUUGCCCACCCUUUGAGGGCCAAACCCCCUGGCUGCUUGCCCGAGAUAGAGUCUGCCUGAGCCUCCUUAUUUAUUUUCUCUAGAGUGGAACUCAGGCUGGCCCAGCCAGGGCAGGCAGAAACCAGGGCCAAGUGGGUGGGGCCUCACUCAGCCCUCUCCUCCUGGGGGCUAGGAUGCUGCUGCGAGGGGAGAGGGUGGGGUGCUCUUUGUGUAAAAUAGAAACGUGUUUUGUACAGAAAUAAACAUGCUUGUGUAGAGA
This is a messenger RNA of Carlito syrichta (Philippine tarsier), 1739 nucleotides long. It is a transcript of the gene TBC1D10A, whose product is annotated as TBC1 domain family member 10A. The transcript has 9 exons. The record is from RefSeq and is a predicted model, not a curated record. Bases 85 to 1410 code for a protein of 441 amino acids. NCBI's taxonomy places the organism in Eukaryota, Metazoa, Chordata, Mammalia, Primates, Tarsiidae.